Molecule: messenger RNA, 518 nt
Organism: Westerdykella ornata
Lineage: Eukaryota; Fungi; Ascomycota; Dothideomycetes; Pleosporales; Sporormiaceae
Exons: 1
Coding region: 132-434 (100 amino acids)
Source: RefSeq, a predicted model, not a curated record
CCAGUCCCGGAACUCAACCUCCAUAUAACCCCUGGCCGCCUUAAACCUCGCUCUUCUCACGUUCCUACGCUUGACCACCACUCCGAUCUCAUUGUUUGCGUUUGCAUCUCCUUCGCAGCGCAGCCUUAGAGAUGAUGUGUCCACCCACCAUCACCCACACGUUUGUCGUCCCAAUGUUCCUCCUCGGGUUGUACCAUUAUCAACACUGUCCAACCGUUAGCACCGGGCGCAAGCAAACUCGACAACACGCGUGCUGCGCAGCUGACGCAAGCGCGCGCUGUCGGUGGGCGAGGCGAGUGAUGGCUUUGUUGAGAGUGUGCUCUUUUCUUUCUGUCUUCUGUUUCUCUCUUUCUCAUGGCUAUCCAUCGCAAGGUAGAAGUGGGUUUGAAGAGUUUAUGAUUUCUUGGUUUGGUAUUGAUGAGGAUGGCCGAUGAGGAGCGAGGCUCUUGAUUGAUUGCGAUUCGUCUUUCUUGAAAGCUCUUGGUUUGGUUACUUUUCCUACAAUAUCACCCCUUUUU